This is a messenger RNA of Alternaria viburni, 2232 nucleotides long. RefSeq lists its product as uncharacterized. The coding region runs from base 1 to 2232 and encodes 743 amino acids. The transcript has a single exon. Lineage: Eukaryota; Fungi; Ascomycota; Dothideomycetes; Pleosporales; Pleosporaceae. The record is from RefSeq and is a predicted model, not a curated record.
AUGGAGAGUCGCCAACCACCACCCGAGCGCUCCAGCUCAAACGACUACAUCGACGAGACACAGUUGUCGUUCAACAAGCUUGAGGCGCAGAGAUGGGAUCGCGCAUUGGAGAGCUCACAGCGCGCACUCAACCAGUCGAUGAACUUGCCCUCCUUCCAGGACCUUUGUAACUACAGCGCAACCAUUCGGGGCCACGACUUUCAAGGGAGUCCAGCCUGGUCUGACGGCUCUAUGAGCGGUGGCCCGGGUGACGACACUUUCCAGUCUCCUUCUAGCGACACUACUGUUAAGAUGGACCAUGGCUGCCGCUUCGGUCAGGUUGGUGAUAUGUAUGCCCGGGGUCAGGCGCUCAACGUCGCCAUUCCUAGAUCAGAGACGGGUGCUACGAAUGGCUCCGCGUCUUCAGGUUCUGAUAUCUCACCGUUGUCUCAGCGCCAGUCCUUCGCCGGCGUCGCGGUCGAGUCACCUUUUCGACCUGAGUUCGGCGGUCCGGUCCAGACUCCAUCCAGCCACAGCAUGAGGUGGUCUCCUGCGCAGCUGCAGAAAGAUAUCGCACGAAACUCCGACAGCUUCUAUUCCAACCCCAAUAUAGCCAAGACUCAGGUUCCCUCCCGUCCGCAGUCAACAUUCCCCAUCCCACGAAACAUGCCUUUCGAGGAGAUGAUCGUACCGCGCGGACCGAACCUGCAUCAGCGAAGACUCGAUGCUAGAGUGUCAAGCUCACCGGGUAUACCGUCGCCGCUAGGUCCUGGACGUAUGCGAGAGCAGCUCCACGAGGGAGACGUUGGAGACAUGUCGCUCUCACCGGUCCCGAACGGACGUCUCCACACGAGCGAUCAGAUGAAGUACGGAAAGCACAACUCAAGCAACAAGGAUACGAAGAAUGUCUGGCAGAACACCCCGUCUCCACAUUCACCUACAGUGCAGCGCUACGCAUCCAGCGGCUCGAUCGACUCGCCCAUGUUCGACGUAUACCCGCGCAGCGCUGAGAUAGAUGGCGAAGGGAACUUGACUUUGGGUGGUUCGCCGUUCAGUAACGGGUCUGGACAUGCGAGGAAGCACACUGAUCCUUUCGUCGACCAUAUGCCGUUCCAAAUCAGCACGGGGUCGACGACUCGCAUGUGUGGAGUUGGUGCGCCUGGUUGGCCUAUCCCACCGGCUACCACUCGCCCGCCGUCUAUUCAUCCUAGCAUGUAUGGACGUACUCGGCCGCCUUUCCACAACCCAGCGGGUAUUCAGAUGUGUGGAAGUAACAAUGGGAUUAGCUGGGAUCCCAAAUCUCCGGAGUUCGUGGGCAUGGUCUCUACUGAUCGCUUACGUGGUGGUAACAGUGGCUUCGACACUGGAUCUCAGUCGCUCAACCGCCCGCCGUUUGGUAAUGGUCAGACAUGUGGAACUACGCCUCUUGAUCGCCCGUCUAAUGCGAUUGUGUGCGAAGCUCCUCUAGCCACACCAUCACCAUCUGAGACUCGCACGAGCAGCGGUUUCAAGCCCUUCGUACCCUCAUCUCAGUCAUUCGGCAAGCCUUUCAUGCCCUCAUCUGAGUCGUUCGGCCAACCGCUUCGUACAUCCUCCACCGCAACAUGGCCCACCUCCGCGCCCUCGACAUCCGGCUUCGCCACCCCAGCCUCUACAGAACCUCCGCACUCCGCACACGUUCCAAGCUUCCAAGCCCGUCUACCCCUCCGCUCAAACCUACCCAUCCCGCCUCCACCCCUAUCUUCCAUCCAAGGCCAGUACGACCACAGCCCCGAAGCCCGCGCCCGUCUCGACGCCCAGAAGCCCAUCCGCUCAGCCUGGAUCCGCGGCGAAGCGUCCAAGAUAGCCCAGCUAGCAAAACUUCGCCACGCAAUGGAGAAGCGGUACGAGGAAACCCGUUCCGACGCUGACUACUCGGCCUGGCAAACCCUCCAAGCCGCCUACGACGACGCUACGAACCUGGAGAAGAGGCAGGAAGAGAGGCGGAACCUUUUUCUUGAGGAGAAGAAGAUGGAGGCGUUGAAAACUGAUAACACCGAAGAUAUGUCACUUGCGAGUCGUGAUCGUGCUGGUGUAGAUGGGGAAGAGAAGUUGCUCGGGUAUAAGAUGGCGCUUAUGGAGCGUGUGUGUGCGGAGGUUAAGCCUGAUGAGGAUGAGGAGGCUAUUACGGGUGAGAUGUUGGCGACGUUGAGUAAGGAGGAGAACAAGGCUAUAAGGAAGCUGCUCGUUGGUCGUAUGGAGCGGAUGGCUUGA